AUUUUCACUGACCUUGAUUGAUACCUUGGACACUCUUGUGGUGUUAAAUAAAACCAAAGAGUUUGAAGAGGCUGUAAAAAAAGUAAUAAAGGAUGUUAAUUUAGAUAACGACAUAGUUGUAUCUGUCUUUGAAACCAAUAUAAGAGUCCUUGGAGGUCUCCUAGGUGGGCAUUCAGUGGCAAUUAUGCUGAAAGAAAAAGGUGAAUAUAUGCAGUGGUACAAUGGUGAACUUCUGCACAUGGCAAAGGAACUAGGCUACAAGCUUUUACCUGCUUUUAACACCACUAGUGGUCUCCCGUAUCCAAGAGUUAACUUAAAAUUUGGUGUAAGACAUCCAGAAGCACGAACAGGAACAGAAACGGAUACCUGUACGGCUUGUGCAGGUACCUUGAUCCUUGAGUUUGCAGCUUUAAGCCGAUUCACAGGAACAUCUAUAUUUGAGGAAUAUGCACGGAAAGCACUUGAUUUUAUUUGGGAAAAGAGACAGCGCAGCAGCAAUUUAGUGGGUGUUACUAUUAAUAUUCAUACCGGAGACUGGGUCCGCAAAGAUAGUGGAGUUGGAGCAGGAAUAGAUUCAUAUUAUGAAUAUUUAUUAAAAGCCUAUGUCUUGUUGGGAGAUGACAGCUUCCUGGAAAGAUUUAACACGCACUACGAUGCCAUAAUGAGAUACAUUAGCCAACCACCUCUGCUUCUUGAUGUUCAUAUUCAUAAACCAAUGCUAAAUGCUAGAACCUGGAUGGAUUCUUUGCUAGCUUUCUUCCCUGGAUUGCAGGUGUUGAAGGGAGAUAUUAGACCUGCUAUUGAAACUCAUGAGAUGCUGUAUCAGGUUAUAAAAAAGCAUAACUUUCUUCCAGAGGCAUUCACAACAGACUUUAGAGUUCACUGGGCUCAGCAUCCUUUAAGGCCUGAAUUUGCUGAAAGCACUUAUUUCUUGUAUAAGGCUACUGGGGACCCUUACUAUCUAGAAGUAGGAAAAACACUCAUUGAAAACUUGAACAAGUAUGCAAGAGUACCUUGUGGGUUUGCUGCAAUGAAGGAUGUUCGUACAGGAAGUCAUGAAGACAGAAUGGACUCUUUCUUUCUGGCUGAGAUGUUUAAAUAUCUUUACCUGCUGUUUGCUGAUAAGGAAGACAUGAUUUUUGACAUUGAAGAUUACAUCUUCACUACAGAAGCUCAUCUAUUACCACUUUGGCUUUCCACUACAAACCAAACCAUCUCUAAAAAAAAUAGCACUACAGAAUACACAGAGCUGGAUGACAGCAACUUUGACUGGACCUGUCCGAACACCCAGAUCCUCUUCCCAAAUGACCCUAUGUUUGCUCAAAGUAUUCGUGAGCCUUUGAAAAAUGUGGUGGAUAAGAGCUGUCCUAGGGGUAUUUCAAGAGUAGAAGAGAGUUUGGGAAGUGGACCGAAACCACCAUUGAGAGCCAGAGAUUUCAUGGCCAGUAAUCCAGAACACUUGGAGAUACUGAAGAAGAUGGGGGUCAGUUUGAUUCAUCUGAAAGAUGGAAGAGUACAGUUAGUACAGCAUGCAGUGCAGGCAGCAAGUUCACUUGAUGCUGAAGAUGGCUUACGGUUCAUGCAGGAGAUGAUUGAACUCUCCAGUCAGCAGCAGAAAGAGCAACAGCUACCUCCUCGUGCUGUUCAAAUUGUUUCCCAUCCGUUCUUUGGCAGGGUGGUCUUGACUGCUGGACCAGCACAAUUUGGGAUGGACUUAUCCAAACACAAAGCAGGGACGAGAGGAUUUGUUGCAACCAUUAAGCCAUAUAAUGGAUGCUCAGAGAUCACUAAUCCUGAGGCAGUGAAAGAGAAAAUUGCUCUGAUGCAAAGAGGCCAGUGUAUGUUUGCUGAAAAGGCACGAAACAUUCAAAAAGCUGGAGCAAUAGGAGGCAUUGUUAUUGAUGACAAUGAGGGAAGCAGUAGUGACACAGCUCCUCUCUUCCAAAUGGCUGGUGAUGGAAAGAAUACAGAUGAUAUCACAAUUCCCAUGCUCUUCCUCUUCAACAAGGAAGGAAACAUUAUACUGGAUGCAAUCCGGGAGUAUGAGGCUGUGGAGGUGCUCCUUUCCGAUAAAGCCAAAGACAGAGACUUGGAAAUGGAGAAUAUGGACCAGAAAUUAUCUGAAAACGAUUCACAUAAACAGAAUUCGGAAGAAGCUACUUCAGCAUCUCAGGAUGUAGGUGCGGUCAGUGAAGAGCCCGAGGAAGGAGAAAGCUCUGAUGUAACUGACCCCGAUUCUUUGUCUCCUGCUCACGCAGACAGUGACAGCGUUUCCAUUUCAAAUCAGGAUUCCUAUGUCCCUGGAACUGAGGAGGCUAGUGCUCCAGAGCCGGCGUGCACACAAGGGGAUAACCAGCCUCAGGAACAAAAGACCGAGACAGAGUCAAAUUCCAGAAUUAACUGGGAUAAUAAAGUCCAACCUAUGGAAUCCAUAUUAGCAGACUGGAAUGAAGAUAUAGAAGCAUUUGAAAUGAUGGAAAAAGAUGAGCUAUGACUUGUAAUAAUAACUUAUUUGUUAGUAAACAAACGGAGAACUCUUUGGGUAGAAGUGAGGCCCUGAUAUCUGAGACCUAGAAAACAUAUUCAGUAUUGUGAUGAGCAGCCAGGUUUCACCUGGAAAACACCGUAGAAAUCCAGCACGCACUCUUUGUAUUGUUUUAAUUUUUCCUGUUUAAAAAUGGGAACGUGCAAUUGAA
Leptosomus discolor (cuckoo roller) is the source of this 2696-nucleotide messenger RNA. NCBI's taxonomy places the organism in Eukaryota, Metazoa, Chordata, Aves, Leptosomiformes, Leptosomidae. The record is from RefSeq and is a predicted model, not a curated record.